This is a messenger RNA of Rhizopus microsporus ATCC 52813, 293 nucleotides long. RefSeq lists its product as uncharacterized. The record is from RefSeq and is a predicted model, not a curated record. The transcript has a single exon. Lineage: Eukaryota; Fungi; Mucoromycota; Mucoromycetes; Mucorales; Rhizopodaceae. Bases 61 to 219 code for a protein of 52 amino acids. Gene Ontology annotation, molecular function: nucleic acid binding.
AGCAAGAAUAUAUUCAAUAUAGACGAGAUAUCAACGAAGAAGUAUGGAGGCGGUGGGGUGAUGAUUUGGAGCUGCUUUCAUGCCAAUGGUUUUGGCCCUUUGAUCUUGAUUGACGGCACAGUUGAUCAAGACAAAUAUAUAAAUAUUUUAGCCCAAAACUACCACUCCUGGUUUGCACAACUCUGCCAGCAAGAGGACAGGGGUUUCAUAUUCCAAUAGGAUGGAGCUAUCUGCCAUAACUGGUGGUUAUGGGCGAUGGUAGAAGGAAAUCUACCAGAUCAGGGACUUUAAGU